AUGGCGACACUUUCGCAGGGUGAUCCGCAGAUGGUCUCUCGAAAAUUCUUGAUCCCCCUGAAACCAAAUGUGCUCUCAGAUAAUCUUCGAAGAUGAUACUCGAGAUCAGACAAUGUGGUUGGAAAUGACAAAUCGGUUCGGAAAGCGCAUGAAAUUCGGAUGGGAGACGAGUUUCGGGUUCAUGCUCAAAGUGCACCCGUCGACUGGGACCAUGGAGGCAGAAGAGACAGUAACAGUUUGAUGAAGAGCAAUCGACAGACAGUUGAUUUUCAGAAGACGUUCGAGAUUCAGUUCCACGGAGGACAGCUACCGAACACGGACAUAAUGGACUCGGAUCACUCGAUUAAAAUGUGGUGGAUGCCUGCGGAGACCAGGAAACGAGGCCUCCAGAACACCAAGUUCGAGGUUCCGAUCGUGUUCGCUGUGCACGUUCAGCCCAAGUGUGUCAUGGAGUUUGUGUGA
Molecule: messenger RNA, 462 nt
Organism: Caenorhabditis sp. 36 PRJEB53466
Lineage: Eukaryota; Metazoa; Nematoda; Chromadorea; Rhabditida; Rhabditidae
Source: the annotation of a GenBank genome assembly